CUUCAACAUGAACAAAAAUCAAAGUUACAUAGUACUUCAUCAUCUUCCACAAAAUUAUCCUCAUAUCACUCCCAAGUUCACAACACUAGGUCUAAAUUUGAUUGAAGAUGGUUGGAAUUGGGGUUCCAAUAUGCGUGCAAUGUGGCAACACCAGCAACCCUUGCCGGUGCAAGGUGGUGGGGCCAACGCUCGGGUUCCUGGCGUUUGCGGCGGCAGCGGUGGUUGAGUGGCCGGUGGGGGCUCUCGUGUAUUGCUUUCGCCACACAAAGGGUCGCAAAAUCAUGGGUCAUCCCGCUACAGUCAUAUAUCCUUCAGUCACCAAUGCCAUCCCCAUCUAAGUUCUAACUAUAUGUUAAUUAAUUUCCCCAUGAUAAUAAUGUUAUAUAUAUAUAUAUAUAUAUAUAUAUAUAUAUAUAUGUUGUAAGUUCUUUCUUUUAAUUAGUGACUUAGAGUUGCGUACCAAUGUAUAUUAUGCGUAACGCUUGGAUUACGUAGUCGUUCAGUUAAUUUGCUUUUUCCGUAUGUAUGCACAAAAUAAGCUUAAGCAAUCUUUUUUGCCCCUUUUUACUUUGAUUUAUAUAGAAACGCAUGGAAGGACUUUGUUCUGGUUUAUAUACUGAAUUUGACAGUGCUUUUGUUGGAGUACA
Glycine soja is the source of this 647-nucleotide messenger RNA. RefSeq lists its product as uncharacterized. NCBI's taxonomy places the organism in Eukaryota, Viridiplantae, Streptophyta, Magnoliopsida, Fabales, Fabaceae. The transcript has a single exon. Bases 108 to 338 code for a protein of 76 amino acids. The record is from RefSeq and is a predicted model, not a curated record.